AGUUCCUGCCCGAGAGCCCAGGUGGGCCGCUCGGGCGGGGACUAGCGCCGCGGCGGCGGCGGCGCGCUCCGGUGCCAUGGCGGCCAAGUCCCCCAUGGGCAAGAGCUGGUGACGAGGGCUGGCGGUGACGGGGCCCGCGCUCGGUGCUGGUGCUCACGGUGAUGGGCGGUGGAUCGGAGUUGCCGUGCGGAGGGCGCUGGUGCGGCUGCUGCGGGGCGGCCACCUGGGCGCCCCCUCCGGUGCUGGGCAUCAUCCUGCACCAGUGGGCCGUGCAGACCCUGGAGGUGCCGGUGCCUGUCCUGGGGUUGUCCGCGGCGGAGGGUGCGCGGCGGGGGCAGCAGCUGCUCGCCCUGGUGCGCCGUGGGCCGCCUGCGGAAGAGGUCGGGGCGGUGCGAUCGGCCGAGGCCGUGUCGACCGUGGCGGCGCCUGUGGAAGGCCGCUCCGGUGUGCCGCUUGUGCAGAAGGACGCGGAGGAGAAGGAGUGGAAGGUUGUGACGGGCAAGGUGAAAGGUCGGCGAGGCGCGCGCUGGGACGAAGCGCAGGCCGUCGCCGACCGCUCGGCUGCGCGCUGGGCCGCUGAGAUGGCCGAGCGAUGCGAGGCCGAGAGCCGGGCAGUUGCAGCUGGUGUGCUGCAGCGCUGGGUGCGCGGCUGGCUGGGGCGGCGCGCGGCCGCAGCGGUGCGGGCGGCGCGCGACGCUGGGCGUGCCGCGCAGGCCCUGCCGGCCGCGGAGGCCCAGCCCGGGAGGCACGCGAGGCGCGGCAAGGAGACCAAGGGGGACGCGAAGGGCGACGACGCCCUGCUCGACGACGCGAUCCUCCUCGCCGCGCGCGAGGCUGACGAGCUGGCACGCGCCGCGGCGGACGCCCUCGUGGGCGAGGUGCGCGUGGCGAUCGUCCCGUUCGUCGUGGCGCUCACGGCGGAGUUAAGCGCGGACGCGGUGAGGUCUGCGCUCUGCAGGCUCGAGGCGGCGGCCCGCUUGGAGAUGGGCGGCCUGGACAGCCCCAUGGAGGUCACAUCGGCCUCUCGGGGCAAGUGGGUGGUGAGGUUCUUGGACGGCGAGUUCGUCGACAACACGAGCGACUGGGUUACGGUCGUCUGGCGGGUCGAGGACGAGCUCGGCAGCAAGGACGCCGGUUGAAGGACGGCAUGGGCACGUCCUACAGGAAGUUCGGCUUCCUCACGGUCGGGGGCCUUGCCUUCGGGCGGGCCCCCGUGGCCAGGGGUCCUGGCCGUGCGGGCCAGGACCCCUGUCGGUGGGGGCCCUCGGGAGCCCCUGCGGCGACGGCCCGCGGCGCGUGCGCGCGCGCGGGCGCUCUGGGGGGUCGUGGUUCGACUCGGCCCUCCUGCGACGCGCGGAUCAUCCCACUCUCCCUCGUUCUUCC
Molecule: messenger RNA, 1383 nt
Organism: Prorocentrum cordatum
Lineage: Eukaryota; Dinophyceae; Prorocentrales; Prorocentraceae
Source: the annotation of a GenBank genome assembly